GCCCAACAGAUCCCAAAAGUAAGACUCUUCCUUCUAAAACCCCCACACUGUUGCCAACGUUCUCUGCCGAGAGUGAGGUCAUCCAUAUAUUGAUGAUCUACAUCACAUCGUCUACCGAUACCUUUACUAGUAGUAUUUUAAUAUACAUUCUACAGUGUCUACACACUGUUCUGGCACGUGCGGUCACUCAGGUUGUGGGUUUCAACGUUUUCUGGAUUCAAUCCACUCGAUAUGUAUUAUAUGUAUGUAUGAAUAUACCUGAGUUCCGUACCGAUGUACAGAGUAGGAGAGGCAUCCUACAUUAUGCUACUCACAGUAUAUUCUUUCUCAUCUUCAGUAUAUCUGCUAACUCCCGAUACCCCUGCAAGCAGAUAGUUAUACUUUUGCAAUGAUAUCAUUCAUUUCUAUAUCGCCUUCAAUUCCUGGCCAAGGCUGCCCCUUCCACGUGUCGUCGAAUGAUCCAAGUUGGUUGUCAUACUCCUUUCCUGAUCUACGACCAUAUCACGUGGCGUAAAUGGGAAUUGUCAAAAAUGCAGUAUCAAUGAUUGACAGUCACAACAAGUUUCAUAUAAUAGCGUACUAUCCAUAGAGAAUGACAGUCUAAUUAUACUCACCGUGGUUCCGGCAUUGAACAUAGGCAAACAAUAUUGCCUACAUUUAAUGGAUCUCCGAGGCUUCUCCUUAAUUGAAGUAAAGAAUGAGCUGCGCAUUAAGGCAGGCAAUCGGCGAAUAAUUUAGUACAGCAGUGCCCGAAAGUGACUCAUCAAGUAGCCUAGAAAUUCUGAUGUCGGAUUGUUAACCACCGUGCUCCC
This is a messenger RNA of Aspergillus pseudotamarii, 812 nucleotides long. RefSeq lists its product as uncharacterized. The transcript is spliced from 2 exons. The record is from RefSeq and is a predicted model, not a curated record. Bases 93 to 392 code for a protein of 99 amino acids. Lineage: Eukaryota; Fungi; Ascomycota; Eurotiomycetes; Eurotiales; Aspergillaceae.